Messenger RNA from Desarmillaria tabescens, 2987 nucleotides. RefSeq lists its product as uncharacterized. Gene Ontology annotation, cellular component: cytoplasm. Gene Ontology annotation, biological process: protein dephosphorylation; negative regulation of MAPK cascade. The transcript is spliced from 2 exons. Gene Ontology annotation, molecular function: MAP kinase tyrosine/serine/threonine phosphatase activity; MAP kinase tyrosine phosphatase activity; protein tyrosine/threonine phosphatase activity. The coding region runs from base 332 to 2776 and encodes 814 amino acids. Lineage: Eukaryota; Fungi; Basidiomycota; Agaricomycetes; Agaricales; Physalacriaceae. The record is from RefSeq and is a predicted model, not a curated record.
GGCCAUGCAGUGCUAGGUGGCGCCGCUGUUCGCUGCCGCAUGUAGUUACCGACGUCAGACCGUGCGCCGGGCGAAAGUCGGUCCGGCGUCGGACGAUAUGUGAUGACAUCAUUGUUUCGUCGCAACGUCCCAGCCUAGCGACCGGCCAAAUAGCAUUAUGGACGAUGACCGCGAUACAUCUGUAUAGGAUUCGCGAAAGAGCAGCCGGACAACAUUAUUGGGAUACAAACGUCGUGUCGGUCGAUGAGGAGAACGGUCUUUUACAAAAUAAUCACCGUCAAGUGAUGUGAUCAUUGCUGCCUCGGUAAUCGUGACUUUGACAUUGACUACCAUGUCGUUACCCCAGAAUGCCCUCGACCAUUCCUUCAACUUACCAAAGCGACUCAGACCGCCAAAUCUUACCUUUACCAAUGAAAGAAAACCUGUUUCCUCGAUACAGAUCCAAGCCGACUCUCCCACUGACCUCUCAGACGAGGAGGACGACGACAUUCUCAAACUCGACUCGGGCGAUUCUUCCCCUUCAACCUCUCCCAUGGCACCCAUGCUCAGUUUCUCCUCAUCAGACGAGGAUGCUACCUCCGACGAUAUCAACCAGGGAUUUGCAGCUCUCGAACAAUUGCGAAAGAGCGUUCAGAAGAACCUCCGUCUACGGCCUAUUCGUUCGCAUGCUUCUCUCAAUAGCGCCAAGAUGUGCUCUUCAUUCGGAUCCUUCUCGCCUCAUCCCGUAAGGGAAGAGGUCGCCAGUCCGGCAUCCAGUACGGCUUCUUCGUACUUCACACCAACAUCAGAUGCACGGGACUCACCGUUAAGUGCUCGCUGGGUUGGCUCAAGUGCCUCUGAUUCGUCGUCUCUACCCCGGUCGCCAUCUCCGCAACAACGUCAGAGUCGUUCUGUCGACCCUGGCUGUCUAUAUGAGCGGCUGACAGCCCCAACCCGGCCCCUUCUAGUCGACACUCGGCCGCCCGCCGUACACCUGUCUUUCCAUAUCAAGCAUAGUAUCAACGUUGCGAUUCCGUCGCUCAUUCUGAAACGAUGUCGCAAACCUGGUGGAGGGUUCCAGUCCUUGGAUUCGCUGCGUCAGUUUAUUACCACAGAAGAAGGGAAGGCGGCGUGGGACGAGUUGAUGCGGCCCGGAGGGUCUUGGGACGGGGAUGUAGUUGUGUACGACGACGAGAUGGACGAGAAAGAUAGAGAGAACAUGGCUAUCACAGCUUGGGCACUGCUUUCUGUGAUACAGCCACUGCUAAGCUAUGGUAACGUUGAUUAUCUCAUUGGCGGCAUUUCAUCCGCAGGUCAUCACCCUGAUCUUGAAACGCUUAUCGUCUCAGGUGGCGGCUUGGACUUCGGGGACGAACCGGCUAAUACAGGGUCGAAAGGCGGAGGUUUGUUUCAGCUUGUUACAAACAAACCUUUUCAUCCAAAGUCUUCGCUCGAGAUUGAGCAAAAUUCUUCUUCUUCUUUCAUGUCGUCCACCGUUACAGCUCCGCCACGUUCUCCACUACCUCUGAUGCCCAUGACAUCCAAUUACAAGACGUCCAAUGUGAACGUCAUGGACGCCUCCCCUUCACCGCCGCCUUCACAAGUUACUUUUCGACGACCACCUCCACCUCGACGGCCUAGUGUGCCCAACCUUCGUCGUCUUGACACAAAAUCUGCUGAAAGGCUCAAUUUGUCCUUGCCCAAGCUGCAUGUGCGCACCGUGCCCAUAAAGUCUGCUACUCUUUCCGUCCCGCCAACUUCUCUAUACCCUCCAUCGCCCUCACAUCUAAAUCUUGCUCAUUCGAAUCAUACCCCACCUGCCUCAGCCCACUGGGUGACGUCUCCCGCAUCGCCUCUGUCGUCAGCUGAAAUUUUUUCGGCAUAUUUCACUCCACCGCAUACGCCAGGCACACCAAAAGGGUUCUACGUGCCCCCGUCACCACACACGGCACGCCCGGAGGACCAGCCACCCACCACUGAAGAACCGUUCCCGCCGUUCACCGUGUCGACAAUAUUACCCAAUUUUUUGUACUUGGGACCGGAGCUGACAUCGCCAGAGCAUGUAAAGGAGCUAAGGGAUCUCGGAGUGCAGAGGAUUCUGAACAUCGCAGCAGAGUGCGAUGCUGACGAUCACGGACUACGUUUGAAGAACGAGUUUGACAGAUAUUUCAAAAUCCCGAUGAGGGAUACCGUUGAGGAGGAGAAUAUCGCCCAGGGUGUUAGGGAGGUUUGUGAAAUUUUGGAUGACGCCAGACUUCAUUCGUCGCCAACGUACGUGCACUGCAAAGCUGGCAAGUCGCGGUCAGUAACUGCCGUCAUGGCAUACCUAAUACAUGCAAACCACUGGACACUAUCGCGAGCGUACUCGUUUGUGCUCGAGAGGCGGAAAGGGAUCUCUCCCAACAUUGGAUUCGUCUCUGAACUGAUGUCGUUUGAGGAAGAAGAGUUGGGAGGCAAGUCGGUGGGUGUGCAACCGCCUUCGACCAAUGGGGAUGGGAUAGACGGGGACGGGGGCGGCGGGAGCGGACACAUGAAUUACGCGGUGGCUGCUGGGAACCGACGGGGCGGACACGUGAGGGAGAGUUUGCCACCUGCGUUGCUGGGUGGGGAGCCCGGGCCGUUGAGCGCAGGCGGGAUGGAGAUGCGAGUAAUGGGUGAUUCUGGGCAGGAAGUGGAGAUCAAGGACGCGACGGGCCGGUAUCGACAUGCGAGACGAGCGCCGGUGGAUGAGACUACGCUUCAGCCAAUGCGAAGGGUCAGCAAGGCAGGCUUGGAGAGUUCAGUCAGCGUUUCAUAGCAUGAUUUAUCACUAAUUAUCUAUUGUGGUACCAUUUUUUCUUCUUACUUUCUUGGGUUGUUUUAUUAUGGAUUUUAUCUUUUUAUCAUGAGGUCAAGCUUGGGACUACAGUUUUUCCUUGCUUUUGCUUUCGUGUUUGUAUCCAAAAUUAUAAUGUAUACGCCCAAAAUGUGGAACUGUGAUAUUCCCAUAUGUUGACGUCAUCUUGAUG